CUCCGCCGUUGCUAAUUCUCUCAAUGGAACUCGCUGACAUUCAAUGCGCGUGUGCUAAAGUAAACAGUGACGUCAGCGCCCACUCCUUUGCCCGUUCUCCGGGCCACAUCUGAACAAAGGCCUGCCCCUUUUCAUGAGGAUUUCUCUGCCGCCAUCGUUACUUUACGUGUAAUCACGAUUACUAAAUCGGAUUACGAUACUUUUAUUAUAUUUUAAGAUGUCGAUAACAGCAGAGAUAACGUCCGGAAUGGAUGUUGACCACCAUGAAAGCAGCGGCGAGACCAAAUCGGCCAUGCAUACUUGGCGUUAUCGCCACCAUUUCACGUACAAGGCAGAUCAAGGAAAAAAUAUCAUCGUCCAGUGUAAUCUAUGUCUGCCGAGGGUCAAUCUGCUCUCCACGUCGAAAACCUCAACAUCAAACCUAAAGAAGCAUUUAGACAGAACACACUUGGGCUGUGAAGCCAGGCCUGAUGUCAAGAGAGGGAGGAGAAAGGAAGAGCACAAUGGUGACGAAAGUAGGCACUGCCAACUCAAAAAACUUAAAGCUGAAAUCAUCUCCAAAUGUAUGACCCAAACAAAGAUCGAUCAGCUGAUUUUCAACUUCAUUGUAGAGGAUUGCCAGUCAUUUUACGUGCUAGAGCAGCCUGGCUUCAAGAAGCUGGUUUCUGGCUUAACUGAUGGGUUAAAGUCCAUGGACAGGGUGACCUUGUUUACAAAGGUGGACCAGGGUUUCUCCAGGAUGCGGGAAGAGCUGAUGGCGAAACUCACCAACAUCCAGUACGUGUGCACCACGGCGGACAUCUGGACCGCCAACAGCAGGAGCUUCUUCGGGAUGACGUGUCACUGGAUCGACACGCAGUCUCUGGAGAGGAAGUCUGCCGCUCUGGGGUUCGCCAGGCUGCAGGGCAGAAUCACGCACGACACCAUCGCCGGGCGGAUACACGACAUCCACGUGGCGUACAAUAUCGAAAGCAAAGUUCAGACCACGGUCACCGACAACGGCAGCCCGUUCAUCAGCGUGUUCAAAGAGUUCGCGGUGGACGGCCAGGAAAGUGACGAUGACAUAGGGUUCUAUGAGAACGUGAGCGCCGUCCUGGAGGGCGAGCCGGAGCAGGACAUGCUCCUGUUCCUGCCCACCGUGCAGCGCUGCGCGUCGCACAUGCUGGAGCAGAUCGUGACGGAGGACUUUUGGCAGGCGGUGUCGCAGGGGCCCAUGUGCCAGCUGCACUACAGCACCAUGGCGAAGGUUUACGCCCUUUGGAGCAAAUGCCACCACCUGCAGGUCGGCAUGGACGCCGCAGAGGAGAUCGGGAAGAUGGCGCUCGUCGUGCCCGCAGUCAUACGCUGGAACGUGGAGUACUGCGCCGUGCAGAAGAUCGUCUCCCUCAGCGAGCGCGAGCUGACGGAGCUGUGCGCGCGCUUGGAGGUCCCGCGCAUGCAGCCGGAGGAGAUGGCCUUCCUCAAGGAGUACGUCACCGUGUUUCACCCGCUCGCUUUUGCACUUGAACUUUUCCAAGCGGAGCAGAAAUGCUACCUGGGCCUGGUGGUGCCCACCGUGCUCAGCCUGAAGAACAAACUAAACGAGCAGAAAGACGCGGCGACUUACUUCGGCGACGUCAUCAACGCCAUCGUGGUAGCCAUCGACGUGCGGUUCCAGGAGCUUUUCGCAAGCACGGAGGCGAAGAUCGCCACGGCGACGACGCCUCAGUUUCGUUUGUGGUGGAUGGCCGCCUCCGACCGGGAGGAGAUGUGCUCGCUGCUGGCUACAGAAGCGUCCCAGAUCGACCCGUGCACCAUCGUGGAGGCCAACACCAGCAGGAAUCUGUCGACCAUCGAGUCCGAAGACGACUUCUUCAGCUACGGGUCCCCGAAGCCCACCGUUCAGAUCCAGCAACGGGGCGUGGUGGACGAGAUCCGCAAGUACGUGGAAGGAACAGGGAAGAGCCUCGAGUGCCUUCAGGACUUCCCCAGAGUGAAGCAGCUUUUCCUCAAAUACAACACCACGCUGCCCUCCACCGCCCCGGUCCAGCGCCUCUUCAGUCAGAAGGGCAACCUGGUCACCUCGCAGAGAAACUUUCUGACCGACGACUACUUUGAGCGAAUUCAGCUUUUGAGAUACAACAGCAACGUGUGUACUUUGGUCACCGAGUGAACACACAUCACUGGUUUCUCUCGUUCUCACAGCCUUUUAAUUGAUGCAGAAUCAAAACCAUAAUGUGCUAAAAAAAAAAUCAUGACGGAACCCAGAGUAAUAUCCAAAUGUCAGACAAUUUAGCCCAGAUGUGUUUUCUAAUAUCCUGCUCUUAUCUGCUUUGAUAGGUCUAGCAUAUAUCUAGCACUCCUGAAUGGCCUGAUUUAAAAAAGAAAAAAAAAAAAAUGAUCUAAUUGACAAUCAAAGACAAUGACAUUCAAGGACUGAACAUACUGACAUCUUUCUAUCUGUGCUAUCGUUGUGAUUUGAAGUAGCCACAGGGUUCAAACUGAAGUGAUUUUGUCUUUCGGUUCAGCUAGUUUGUCUGCAGUUUGUUUUUUCUACAGGUGCUCAAUGAGAAUGCAUCUCCUGUCUGUAUGUUUUAUAUAAUAUAUAAAGAGACAAGGAAAGGG
This is a messenger RNA of Centropristis striata (black sea bass), 2604 nucleotides long. RefSeq lists its product as uncharacterized. The record is from RefSeq and is a predicted model, not a curated record. Bases 218 to 2152 code for a protein of 644 amino acids. The transcript has 2 exons. Gene Ontology annotation, molecular function: DNA binding. NCBI's taxonomy places the organism in Eukaryota, Metazoa, Chordata, Actinopteri, Perciformes, Serranidae.